AUGGACAGCCUUUUCUUCGAGUUUGCCCUUGAGCCUCACAUCUGGAGGUCCAACAAGUAUCAUAUGGGGGCUCCUGGCCUCAGGCUUUUGUACUCUUUGUAUUGCCGCCUCUCUAGCGGAGUUUCUAUCGGCAUACCCAACCUGGUACCUGUUCCUGAUAACCUUUUCCCAGAGCACAUCUCGCUAACUGAAUCACCAGUAUCCUGGGAUGACUACAAAUUAGUGCUCUCAUGGUUUACUGCGUGGGCGAAUGUCACCGCAUGGGUACCCGUCACCCUUAGCUUACUGCAGGCAUAUGACAGCACUAACAAUUAUCCGAUCUGUCUCAGCGCAACGGCCUCGCUAUUUGGGAGUCAACUUAUUACAAACAUUGUGGUUCUGGUGCAUCCGGACUUUAACUUGCAGCGAUGGCACGUGUUUCUCGUCUAUGUCGGCUUUUGCCUGGUAGCUUUUCUGGUCAACGCAGUCUGGAAUAGCAUCCUAUCCGCGCUAAAUAAAGCGGCUUUGAUCUGGUCCCUCUGUGGGUUCUUCAUAAUUUCGAUAACUGUGUUGGCAUGCGCAGCUCCGAAUUACAAUUCUGCGAGGCAAGUUUCAGUUGACAUAUUCAUCAACGAGACUGGAUGGCCCGAUGGCUUGGCCUGGCUUUUAGGACUGCUUCAGGGUGGACUAUGUCUCAUUGGAGUUGAUGCGGUCGCGCACAUGAUUGAGGAGAUCCCCGAACCAUCAACCGAGGGCCCGGUGAUCAUGAUGGCAUGUGUGGCAAUUGGCAUCGCCACCAGCUUGAUCUUCAUUAUUGUCCUAUUAUUUGUGUCUCGCGAUAUAGACACCGUCAUCAGCUCAGGUGCUGGACCUUUACUUCAAAUUCUUUUUGAUGCAACUAACAGUGAACCGGGGGCAAUUUGCUUGUUACUGUUCGUGCCCUCUCCUCCACAUCAUGAUCCUGUCGCUCACAGCAAUUCUACCAGCUUCCCCAUCGGGUGCCUCCUACUAGGUGUGAUAGCUAUAAUGACCACUUGUAGUCGAAUGGUUCACGCUCUGGCUAGAUCCUCGCACCCAUCUUCCUUGGAAAAUGCACUCCUCCGGUUUCCUGAGGGGCCUACUGACCGAAAGCAAAGAGACUCCGGCCUGCCCUUUUCUUCCCUCUGGACUAAAGUGCAUCCAGCGCUAGGGAUGCCUCUAAAUGCCCUGGCCCUCAGUGCAUUUGCAGUAAUUUGCUGCGGGUGUAUCUUUCUCGGUUCUUCCAGUGCAUUCAACGCACUGAGCUCCGCCACCGUCAUAUGCUUUGACAUAUCCUACUGUGUUCCAAUCUUGGUCCACUGCUUACGGGGUCGCAAAUUACUUCCUGCCCGACCAUGGAGCCUGCAUCCUGUGAUUGGAUGGACUGUCAAUCUUGUAUCAAUCGCGUAUAUUCUGUUAACAACCGUUCUCUUCCUCUUUCCCCCUUCCCGUUCGGUGACAGGAUCGACCAUGAAAUGGUUUCCUCGCUGCCUAGACUAUGCCAUUGCUGCUAUGGGCGUAUUUAUGUUAAUAUCCAGCUUCUACUGGUUCAUCAGAGGCCGUGAGUGCUUCAUGCAGAGCCAUGUAAUUGCGGGUAUGGAAUGCACGGUAGCUACAGCUUCAAUAGAGCCGACCAAGUUGGAAGCAUAA
Penicillium mononematosum is the source of this 1647-nucleotide messenger RNA. Its product is annotated as putative GABA permease. Gene Ontology annotation, cellular component: membrane. Gene Ontology annotation, molecular function: transmembrane transporter activity. The coding region runs from base 1 to 1647 and encodes 548 amino acids. Gene Ontology annotation, biological process: transmembrane transport. The transcript is spliced from 15 exons. NCBI's taxonomy places the organism in Eukaryota, Fungi, Ascomycota, Eurotiomycetes, Eurotiales, Aspergillaceae. The record is from RefSeq and is a predicted model, not a curated record.